This is a messenger RNA of Psammomys obesus (fat sand rat), 2374 nucleotides long. RefSeq names its product basal cell adhesion molecule (Lutheran blood group) (gene Bcam). The transcript is spliced from 15 exons. The record is from RefSeq and is a predicted model, not a curated record. Bases 49 to 1920 code for a protein of 623 amino acids. Gene Ontology annotation, cellular component: plasma membrane. NCBI's taxonomy places the organism in Eukaryota, Metazoa, Chordata, Mammalia, Rodentia, Muridae.
GCGGCCGAGCCUCACCCCGGCUCAGUCACCGCCGCCACCGCAGAGAACAUGGAGCCCCCUGACGCCCGCGCAGGGCUGCUGUGGCUCGCCCUCCUGCUGGCGGGCCAUUCAGGUGCCCAGGCUGAGGUGCACGUGUCUGUGUCCCCUCUGGUGGAGGUGAUGCGGGGAGAGCUGAUCACCCUGGACUGUACUCCACGGGGACACCCUGAGCAUUAUGUGCUGGAAUGGUUUCUUGUUGAUGCUUCCGGGGCCAGACACCACCUGGCUUCUGUGGAGCCACAGGGCUCAGGGCUCCGGGGCACAGUCCACAACUCUCGGGGCCGCAGACCCCUGUACGAGGUGGACUCCCGUGGGCGCCUGGUGAUAGCAGACGCCCAGGUGGGGGAUGAACGGGACUACGUGUGUGUGGUGAAGGCUGGGUCGGCAGGCACCUCAGAGGCCACCUCGAGGGUCCGCGUGUUUGCGACACCGGAGGCCACGGAGGUGUCUCCCAACAAAGGGACGCUGUCAGUGAUGGACCAGUUUGCCCAGGAGAUUGCCACCUGCAGCAGCCACAACGGAAACCCGGUGCCUCGGAUCACAUGGUACCGGAACGGGCAGCGUCUGGACGUGCCCAUGGAGGUGACCCAAGAGGGCUACAUGACCAGCCGCACCGUCCGGGAGGCCUCCGGCUUGUACUCCCUGACCAGCACCCUCUACCUGAAGCUCCACAAGGAUGAUCAGGAUGCCAGCUUCCACUGUGCCGCUCAUUACAACUUGCCCUCAGGCCAACAUGGCCGCCUAGACAGCCAUACCUUCCACCUCACUCUGCACUAUCCCACAGAGCAUGUGGAAUUCUGGCUGGGGAGCCCAUCCACCACAGAGGGCUGGGUCCGAGAGGGUGACGCUGUGCAGCUGCUCUGCCAGGGUGAUGGCAGCCCCAGCCCAGAGUAUUCCUUCUUCCGCCAGCAGGGUGCCCAGGAAGAACAGCUAAAUGUCAACCUCAAAGGGAACUUGAGCCUGGAGCGGGUGCACCGGGACCAGAGUGGAAUCUAUGGCUGCAGAGUGGAAGACUACGACGCUGGCGAGGACGUACAGCUUGUCAAGACCCUAGAGCUGCGCGUGGCCUACCUGGAUCCGUUGGAGCUGAGCGUGCCCGAGGAGCUCUCUGUGUCCCUGAACAGCACUGGCACAGUGGUGAGCUGCUCUGCUACAGGCCUGCCUGCUCCUGCCGUGCGCUGGACCAAGGAUUCUGUGACCCUUGCAGAUGGUCCCGUGCUCUCUCUCGACUCAGUUACCUUUGACUCAGCUGGCACCUAUGUAUGUGAGGCCUCCACACCCACAGUCCCCCUCCUGAGCCGCACACAGAGUUUCCAGCUGGUGGUCCAAGGGCCACCAGAAUUAAAACCAAAUGAGAUAAAGCCCAAAUCAGGGAACAGCUGGACAGAAGGCGAUGAAGUCCUGCUGACCUGCUCUGCCCGAGGCUUCCCAGAGCCCAAACUCACCUGGAGUCAGCGAGGCGAUACUCCAGGAAAGCCCCCCUUUGAGGGCAGAGGCUGGAGCAGCAGCUCGCUGAUGGUGAAACUGACCAGCACCCUGAGCCGAGAGGGCGUGUCCUGUGAGGCAGCUAACAUCCACGGCAAGACAGGUCACGUCUUCCACUUUGGCUCUGUGGCUCCGCAGACUGCCCAGGCUGGAGUGGCUGUCAUGGCCGUGGCCGUCAGCGUGGGUCUCCUGCUACUUGUGGUUGUGGCCUUCUACUGCAUGAGGCGUAAGGGGCACCCCGGCUGCUGCCGGCGAGCAGAGAAGGGGGCCCCGCCAGCCAGGGAACCAGAGCUGAGCCACUCUGGUUCAGAGCGGCCAGAGCAGACGGGCCUUCUCAUGGGUGGGCCCUCCGCAGGAGGCAGAGGUGGCAGCGGGGGCUUUGGAGAUGAGUGCUGAGGCUGAGGGCCUUCCAGAGGGAGUCUCUGGAUCUGGAACUUUGGGCAUCAUCGGAGGACCGGCUCUGCGCUCAUCCCCGCCUCCUUCCUCCUCCAGCCUAGGCCCUCCCUUCCUUCCUCUGCCUGCUGGGCAGGGAUUCACAGUAGCCAGCAGCCUCACGGAGGGAAAGAGGGGGGUGGGGGCCUGGGAGGAGGCCUUCCUCCAGGGAGUAUAACUCUCUCAGGCCCCAGAAUAGCUCCUGGACCCAAGCCCAGGGCCUGGCCUGGGAUAUGGCGCUGAGGGUCGGCAGCCUGGGGCUAUUUUUACCUCCUGUGUCCCUUGCUAGGCACUACCCCCACCUGAUACCCUGCUUGUAGUCUGACACUGGAGUCCCCAACCCACCUGAUCCCUGCCCUUGUCCCCAGCCCAUCAUCUGUGAACACUGGAUUCUGAAAUAAAUGCUGCCUGUCACAUG